AUGAUCAGCAAACGCAUCACGGAGAGUGAAUGUGCCAACAUGGGCAAUGCAUAUCCAAUAUGUGCACCACAGACCAGCGACACAUGGAUUCAAGGAAACGAGUACAAGUUUAUAUGGAAUUACAACUUUCCAUAUUUCAUCUCUGGUCAGUCGCAGGCAGAUAGUUGGCUUGAUCUUCAUUUGUACUAUCGUGAGAAUUACGCCUAUCAAGAAAUCUUCCAUUGGGACAAUCUACCGCUAUUAGAUGGCUCACUUGCUGUCACCGUGAACGAAUCAUGGUUCCCGAUACCCACCAACUCGCCCAAUCAAACAUGGACACUCUAUGGAUACUAUCUUCCAGCAGGCACCAAUGCAUCUCAAGAAUUAGUCAACACGUAUAGCAUGUUUCCUCGACCCUUCAAUUUCACUGCAAUUCAACUUGGUGAUGGCAGCAGUAACGGUGGAUCGAAUAGCCAAGGAAACUCUUCCCAUGCCGACAGCAAUAGCAGUAGCAGCGAUUCGGAUCAUUUACCAGGAUGGGCUAUAGCAGUGAUUGUUAUUGCAUGUGUCGCUCUUGCAGCCGUCAUUGCAGCUAUAUUCGCAGCACUUUGGUAUUUCCGUCGUCGUCGUCAAAAUGCGAAUGCUGAAGCAAUCAACGCAUCAUCAACAGCAGCAGCAUCAUCCUCAUCACCACCGCCACCACCACCAAUGUCACAAGCAAACAUUGCUAGCAACAAUAACAACAAUGACCUAGGAACAAGCACGGCACAUUCAUCAAAGCCAGCAAUACAAAGCAAUGAUGGAGAAUCGAUUUAUUCAAGUACACCAAUGAUGGCAGCAGCCGCUGGUACAGGAAUGUCAUCCGUACGAGAUUCAAGUACCACCGAUGGAUCUAAUGCAUCUCGAGCACGCACGUCACCACCAGCAGACACCUUCCGAAAUUUACUACAACAUUACCCAGAUUGGAAAGCCGUGUUGCCAGGUCAAGAGGAGGAUCAUGAUGAGGCACAACGUCGUCGUCUUGGUGAAGCAUUACUUCAACGAGAAUUAGAGGAAGAAGGAGCAGCAGUAAAACAAACCGAUCAUCGCGCACUUGCUAUUCAGACCGUUGCACCACCGCAUGAACCACAAGAAAGCACAGCUGUUGUAUUAGAACGCUCACCAUCAAGCGCAUGA
Messenger RNA from Lichtheimia ornata, 1155 nucleotides. RefSeq lists its product as uncharacterized. The transcript has 5 exons. The coding region runs from base 1 to 1155 and encodes 384 amino acids. The record is from RefSeq and is a predicted model, not a curated record. Lineage: Eukaryota; Fungi; Mucoromycota; Mucoromycetes; Mucorales; Lichtheimiaceae.